This is a messenger RNA of Anarrhichthys ocellatus (wolf-eel), 2232 nucleotides long. RefSeq names its product calreticulin 3b (gene calr3b). Bases 81 to 1364 code for a protein of 427 amino acids. Lineage: Eukaryota; Metazoa; Chordata; Actinopteri; Perciformes; Anarhichadidae. The transcript has 9 exons. Gene Ontology annotation, biological process: ERAD pathway; protein folding. Gene Ontology annotation, cellular component: endoplasmic reticulum; endoplasmic reticulum membrane. The record is from RefSeq and is a predicted model, not a curated record. Gene Ontology annotation, molecular function: calcium ion binding.
AAAUAUUCUCUCCUCUUCCUGCUUCGCAAGGAAUUCAGUACUUUGCAAGGACGUUGUCAGCAGUGUAAAGUUGAGCAGAGAUGGGGAAAAUGCAAGCCUUGGGUGUAGUUGCGGUAAUGUUAGCAGUGUACUCCGUUCACGCAAAAGUUUACUUCCGGGAGGAGUUUCUCGACGGUGAUGAAUGGAGAAGUCGCUGGUUGAAUUCCAAACACAAAUCUGACUAUGGAGAGUGGAAACUAACAGCUGGCAACUUCUAUGGAGAUGCUGAGAAAGACAAAGGUCUGCAAACCAGCCAGGAUGCUCGCUUCUAUGCGACCUCUGCCCGUUUUGAGCCUUUUAGCAACGAGGGCAAGCCUUUGGUCAUUCAGUUCACAGUGAAGCACGAGCAAAAGAUUGACUGUGGUGGCGGCUAUGUGAAGGUCUUCCCUGCAGACUUGGAUCAGACCGGCAUGCAUGGAGAAUCCUCGUACUACGUCAUGUUUGGCCCUGAUGUCUGUGGCUACAGCACGAAGAAAGUCCACGUCAUCUUCAAUUACAAGGGCAAGAAUCACCUCAUCAAGAAAGAGAUUAAGUGCAAGGAUGAUGAGCUGACCCACAUGUACACGCUGAUCCUGAAUCCAGAUCAGACCUAUGAGGUGAAGAUUGACAACGAGAAGGUAGAAUCUGGCAGUCUGGAGGAUGACUGGGACUUCCUGCCACCCAAGACCAUUAAGGACCCCGAAGCCAGUAAGCCAGAGGACUGGGAUGAUCGUGCCAAGAUUGACGAUGCUGAUGACACCAAGCCUGAGAACUGGGAUACGCCUGAAAACAUUCCAGAUCCUGAUGCUAAAAAGCCUGAAGACUGGGAUGAGGAUAUGGAUGGAGAGUGGGAGCCACCCAUGAUCCCUAACCCAGAGUACAAGGGAGAAUGGAAACCCAAACAGAUUGAUAACGCCAACUACAAAGGAGCCUGGGUGCAUCCUGAGAUUGAUAAUCCUGAAUACAGUCCUGAUUCAAACAUCUACAAGUUUGACAACAUUGCUGUUUUAGGUCUUGAUCUUUGGCAGGUGAAAUCUGGUACCAUCUUUGACAACUUCCUUAUCACAGACGAUGUGAAGGAAGCGGAAGACAUUACAAUGGAGACAUGGGGUGUGACAAAGGAACCCGAGAGGAAAAUGAAACAAGAGCAAGAUGACUUGAAACGAAAGGAGGACGAGGAGAAGAACAAACAGCAAGACACCGAAGUUGAUAAUGAUGAAGACGAUGGCGAUGGCGACGACGACGAUGAUGAUGAAGACGUUGAUGAGGAAGAAACAAAGGAUGAAAUGGAGGAGGCACUUUCAGAAAUGGAAGACGAGGAAGCAAAGCUUAAAGAUGAGCUUUGAGGAGGUGUGGCCAGAAAUGUUGUCUGUCCCUCCUUUUUUAGAAACUGUCCUGUAUUUCCCAGGGGUAUUGUGGCUGCUGUGCAUCCUUUCCCUGAGAGAUUUCUGAUUUGGACACAAACCAAUUUGGGGGGCGGGGGGAUUUUAAGUGGAUUUUAAUACAAUUAGUUUGUCUUUAUUUUUGGUCAUGAAAUUACCUUAUUGCCCCUGAACUGCUAGGUUGAUUCUAAGGUAUUCUGCCUCUAAAGUCCAUUCAUCAUUUUGUGAUAACAGAGAAUAGGGAGAAAUUGACAUCCAGUGUUUUCUUGAAUUUCUCGAUCUACACGUCUACUUUAGAUGCAGAUUUCGCUGCGCAGGUUGCACAGUCAACCAGAAGCUGUGAUUGAAAAAUUUGACAUUUGCAGAUAAUAAUAAUUAGCCAGAUUAGAUUAGAUUAGAUUCAUUGUUCCCAGGGGACAAUACAUCUUGGUGAAACAAGAAAUGCACAUAACUGAACAUCUAAAUUCAUAAUCUGUAAGAUUUACACAAAAUAUCACCAAAUACAGACAGAAAUCCAGAUUGUAGUGUAACUUAUUUUGGUUGUCUGUAGCACUGACUAUUUCUUUUCCACACUCUCAAGGCAUAAUUGAAUGAAGUGUUUUAGAUAUAAAUUAAUCUUUAUCUAAGUGCACAGUGAAAUUGUUUUUCUACAUUCAAAUGACAUGAAUGUCUUCAUGGUAAUGUGAUGGAUCCUCCAUUAUCUCCAGAAAGUCUGGAGAAACAGAUGGUGAGCCCCUGGUGUGACUCGUGACAUCACGAAGGGUCACACACUUAUUUUUAUUGGACAGAAUGUUAUUGAUACCAAAGUUUUUAUUAAAAGAUUAUAACCUUA